This is a messenger RNA of Chelonoidis abingdonii (Abingdon island giant tortoise), 3318 nucleotides long. It is a transcript of the gene UBE3D, whose product is annotated as ubiquitin protein ligase E3D. The record is from RefSeq and is a predicted model, not a curated record. Gene Ontology annotation, biological process: proteasome-mediated ubiquitin-dependent protein catabolic process; protein polyubiquitination; protein monoubiquitination. Gene Ontology annotation, cellular component: cytosol; ubiquitin ligase complex; nucleus. NCBI's taxonomy places the organism in Eukaryota, Metazoa, Chordata, Testudines, Testudinidae. Gene Ontology annotation, molecular function: cyclin binding; ubiquitin protein ligase activity; ubiquitin conjugating enzyme binding.
CACGUGAGUUCAUCGGCGGGCAGCUUGACCGGGAGCAGCCUGGGCGAUCGCUAGGGGCGUUCCACAGCCCCGUAACAUCGGGGGCCGGGCAGAGAGUUUCAGGCGGUGCGCACAUGGAGGAGUCAGUUUUCCUGGAGAUCAGGCGGAGGAUGCAGAGCGGGCUGCUGAUUAUCCGUGAGCCAAAAGCAGGAAAUUUGCCAGUGGAUAUUACAGUGUGUCCAGGAUCAUUAGAAAUAAAAAGUUGUCAAGCCUGCAACAUGAUCAGCUUUCCUGCAGAGGUCAGGAUUGUUCCUUCUUCCUGUCGAGGAUUGCAAUAUAUAGCUGGAGAUGGUUUACAUGUGAGGCUGCAAGUUCAAGCAGAUUCAGAUACAACAUUAAUUUCAACUUUGAGUGAAAGUCUGAAGGCACAGAAGAGUUGCAACUUUUACUGUCAAUCUUGUGGUGAAAUCAUAAUAAAAGAACGGACGUUUCUCAGAGUUCUUCCCCUACCGAGUGAAAACUGGAGUGCUUUGGUUGAGGAGUGGUGCUGCCAUCCCAAUCCCUUUGCCCACAGCGCUCUUCACCCUCAGAAUAACGAUUGUUUUCUUGGACACACUUACUUUCUGGUGAAUUCAGGAAAUGAGUCACAUGUGCCUGUACCUGAAAUAGUCCAUUCAGAGACUGAACAUUCUGCUUCUGAGAGGGGCCCUACCUUGAAGUCAAAGGAAAACGCUAGAGUAAUUUGUAAGCGCUGCAAGGCAAUGCUGGGAGAGACAGUAUCAUCAGGGACUACAAAAUAUUACAUCACUGAGAUGAUUAUUCAGCCAUCUGGAACAAAUUUUGACAUGAUACCAAGGUCUCAGUUUGUACAGAACAUUAUAGCUCAGUGUCUCGUGGAACUGUCGUCUGCCAGAAGCACAUUUAGAUUCAGAAUACAAGGGCAUGAUGGAAAAGUCUAUAUCUUGAUGUGGCUUUUAAAUUCUGACACUUUAUUGGUGGAAUCUUUGGGAAAUUCAGCAUCCAGCAGUGUUUUUACAUUGUUUGAAGAUAAUUUGAGGCCUGAUUCCAAGUCUUCAGGCACAUGGAAUGCAGUCAAAGUUCUUUAUCAUCCCUGCAUUAAAAACAGGAAUAAGGACCUUGCUGAUGCAUGGGAAAGUGAUAUUGGAGUUCAUCCUCUAACAUUUCCAUCAAAAACCUGUUUGGAAUUGUUGUUGAUACUGAGUUUGAGUAAUGCUUGUCUACCACCUUCACUACGGUGCAUGAACUCCUUCCAGGUUGCCUUUUUGAAGAUGUGAAGAAUCCAGACACAUUCACUGAAAAUUAUUCUGAAGUUAACCUUCAAAUAAAAUACAGAAAUAUAAGGAUAAUUUCCAUUGGGAUGACUUUCCAGCAAGAGUCAGUGAGAGUGCAAAACCUCAACAUAAUAUUAUUUUAUUAUUUAUGAUAUUUGUUGUAUUUUUGGUUUUGAAAGAGCAAAGCCAAUGACUGAGAAAGUUGGUUUAGACAGGCAUACAUUACAAGACUGGAGUUCUGAGAGUGACUUAUGUCUGAAAGCUGGGGUGACUAUAAUGAUGACCUCUUAAUCACCAAGGGAAAAGAAGUCAAUUAUCUUGAUGGAUAGUAACUUAUGUAUUUUAUGUGGAAAAUGAAGAACUGACAGCCAGUAGAGGGUAUAAAAUAUUUAAUAUCGUGAAUUCUAACUCCGAAAUAUAUAUGCAAAUUUUACCGCUUUUCUCACCUUUUUGAGUUGGCAGAGGUAAUCAGACAACUAGAACUGUAAAAUGUAAACUUGUUUUCCAGCAAACUUAUGUAUGUAGCAUAUACAUUAUUUCCAUAUGAAAUCCUACUCCCUAAUCAAGAGAGAAGGUAGUAUUUACACGGCUGCACUCUAUGUAAAACUGAAUGAAAUUGAUAAUUUAUUAGUUAAAGUUCACAGACAAAAUGUUUUUGUGAUUACUUAAGAGAGUAUCUUGCAACUACAAAAAGAAGGGUGUCUGUGAAUAUAGGGUUCAUAGAAGUUGCUGAACUGACAGUCCUCUGUUUGCGAAGCACGUGCAUCUCAGUUUGUGACAACAUAAACUUCCCCACAUAGCCCUUCCUAGACGUUCCUAGGUGCCUCAAUCCUGGCUUGGCGGGACCAUAUCGAUGGAGUAGUUCAGUCCUUAUUGCCCAUUCAGUACUUUCUCCUCUUAUCAGACUGUCAAGAGAAGUUGACAAGUGAGUUAGUGCUGACUGGAGUUGGUAGCAGUUUCUGUGUUGUAGACACUUAUCUACUUGUAAUUGGACUGAUACCACCAAAUGCAUUCCAUGUGGAACAAAUAACCUUGCACUGUUUCCAAUUUUGGAGUGGACCUCUCAUUCUUUAGUUGUCAGUAAUCAAUUUGGUCUCCACUGUGCAGAGAGAGUGCCAGAGAGGAUAUGUAUAUAUGUGUGGGCAGUGGAGGGAAAGAUGAACUAUUCAUCUCUGCAUAAGCACCACUACUACCAUAAUUCAGCAGCCACUCUGUACUCUGCCUAAGCUAAGGAUAGAGCGGAACUUCUGACAAAAUUCAUAUUGUGGAUCCCUUUUAUACUGUAUACCUGAGACCUGUAUUAACACAUAUUUGGAACCCUGCUCAUUUUGUAACCUUAAUCUAUUUUCUUGUGUGUCCUCAAGAUUGCCACAGAAUACCAUUGGGGCCGAAAACUUAGCACGAUUCAAAAAGGGUCACACGUUUAUACAGAUAACUAGAUGAUCCAGAGUUAUACUAGUUUACGCUACCAUACAUUUUGGUUAGAGUUAUUAAACACCAUGAUUCAGGUUGUAAAUUAAUCUAAGUAUAGGGGUUACGAGGAGACCGAAUACAGUAUGCAGCAUAGCCCACGUUAGUCUGUUCUGUUUUGUGCCUUCCCUUGAAGCAUUUAGUGCAGUCCGCUUUUAGAGACAGAAUACUGGAUUCGCUGAACCAUAGGUCUGAUCCAGUCUCACAGUUCUUAUGUCCUGAAGAUGCUUGGGAGAAGCAUUUCUACUGAAAAUAGUGGAAGAAAUCCUGUUUGUACAGACUGGCUUUUUUGCAGUACUCAUCUUUAAACAAUUAAGAAAUAAGAGAGACAAGGUGGGUGAGGUAAUAUCUUUUACUGGACCAACUUUUGUUAGUGAAAGAAACAGCUUUUGAGCUUACCUCACCCACCUUCUCUCUCUUUAAUAUCCUGGGAUCAACACAGCAGCUACACUGCAAACAAUUAAGAAAUAAGAAAGCUGUAAGCUUGUCAAAGGACAAUUCUUUAAGAGGAACAGGUUUAGAGGGAGAGAUUCUUGUUGUUGUAAGAGGGGAAUGGUCCCGCUAUUGUGGGGAACUU